Stegostoma tigrinum is the source of this 2216-nucleotide messenger RNA. RefSeq names its product ADP-ribosylation factor-like 2 binding protein (gene arl2bp). The coding region runs from base 414 to 959 and encodes 181 amino acids. The transcript is spliced from 8 exons. Gene Ontology annotation, cellular component: mitochondrial intermembrane space. The record is from RefSeq and is a predicted model, not a curated record. Lineage: Eukaryota; Metazoa; Chordata; Chondrichthyes; Orectolobiformes; Stegostomatidae. Gene Ontology annotation, biological process: maintenance of protein location in nucleus; positive regulation of tyrosine phosphorylation of STAT protein.
UUCCAACAAUUUCUGUCUUUCAUUAAAGUACUGGAAACUCUGAAACUAGGUUUAUGGGAAAGGAAAUGUUUUUAAUGGUAAAUCCGUGUCGUGAAUCAGGUUGACUUGAUGAGGACAACACAAGGGGAUCGACAGCUGAAUCAAAAUAUGAUGCCUCCCUUGGCAGAGCUUGUCUCCCUGACGGAGCAGGCGGCACCAGCCUCCCUGUCCCCCUGACGGCGCUUCCGGAGCGGAACGCACUCGAAUCUAACGGAUGCUGGUUCCACAGCUCGCGGACCGGAAGCUGGGACCGGGGGCAAAUUAUCCAGAGUCGACCCCAGGAACCUGCGGUGACACCGCUGUUUGCAGUGGGGGACGGUUCUGUGGUGGGACCAGUUACUUCCGUUACUGUGGAGAGGAGGCGGAUUUCAACAAUGGCCUGGAGAUCGCCAGUUCUUUUUGGUACUGGAGAUCGAAUGGUAGAAAUGGAGGAUUCAGAGGAUGACAAUCUUGCUACGUCUGAUUCUUCGGCAGUAGAUGCUGAGUUUGAUACCGUCAUUGGACACAUAGAAGAUAUUGUUAUGGAUGAAGAAUUUCAGCAGUUACAGAGAAACUUUAUGGAUAAAUACUAUUUAGAAUUUGAGAAUACUGAAGAAAACAAACUUAUUUACACUUCAAUUUUCCAAGAAUAUAUUGACUUGUUAGAGAAGUACAUUGAGCAACAGUUAAUGGAAAGGAGACCAGCGUUCAAUAUGACUACAUUCAUAACAUCACUACAGCAGCAUAAAGAUGAGAUAUCUGGAGAUAUAUUUGAUAUGUUACUGACUUUCACAGAUUUCCUGGCCUUCAAAGAAAUGUUUCUUGAUUACAGGAUGGAAAAGGAAGGGCGUGGCCUUGACUUUAGUGGUGAUCUUGUCGUGACUUCAUUAUCAAAAUCAUCUCCAUUGCCUCAAUCUUCACAUAACAUGCAAACUUUCUAACAGUCUUAUUGUUCCUGGAGUUCUGCAUUUGCUCCUGUAUACUUGCAUAUACCAAGCACAACGAUACAGACGUUUUGACAUGUUACAGUAUUUUGUAAGGAGGCUUAUACAAGUAUACUUUAAAAGCACAAUAAAAGGCAUCAGGUCUAAUAUUUUUUGUUUUUCAGAUACUACUUAGCAAGAAUUUUGUCAUCUUUAACAACAUUUUUAAAUGUAGGACAGGGCCCUCCUAACGCUGUUUUCAGGUAUGCGAGCUAUAAUGUGCAUUCACCUUAAGGUAGAGCUUAGGGGACCACUAUAUGCCUUGAGACCCAUCUGCCAUGUGUGUUUUUCCAGAACUCCUGGCAGAUUGUAAUUAGAGGCACAGUCCACAUGUCAUUUUGACCUGCAGGCUUGUAUAUAGUUUCCAAAAUCAGAAAUAUUAAUGGCUUUUGAUUUUGGCCACCAUUGGUACAGUUCAGACAACUUAAAUUAGUUCUCAAUGUGGAAAAUGGGAUGCUUUUAUUUAAAAAUACAAAAACGUAUAUCCAUGACUGUUUUUUUCCAUUAAUUUCAGUACAUGCAGAGCUGACAUUGGUAACUUAAGUACUUUAACUCUUCAUACAUUAAAAUUUGUUCUUCAGUUAGGCCAUUCCCAUAUGCUGAUAUUUGGGUCAGAGAUGCUACUUUGGCCUCUAUUAAUACAUGGGGAUUUGUAAAUAUAGGUGAGAUUGAAUCAGGAUUUUAUAUCUCCUCUGUUUAUGACUACAAUUUGUGUUUUGGUUUGUUGCUCUUAUCCUAGAACGAUCGUAUUUCCUGAAUGAAAGUGAGAAUUCCACAGGGUAAUGCAGUUAGGUAAUGUCUGUGAUAAUGUUGUACCUGCCACCAACACUAUCUUAGGUAGAGGGUCCUGUAAAUUAUUUGACCCAGUUGUAAAACUAUUUUGUAAUAUAGGUUUUUUUAAUUGCUUAAACCCUAUUCACUUCACCAGCUGAUUGGCCAAAACUAGAGACAUUGAAUUUAUAUCCACAAACUGGACUAAAUAGUCAACAUCUUUGGCACUGCUACAUUGAACAGUGAAAUGCAAGAACAAGGAUCUUGUUGAAAGAAUGCAGAGUAUUAUGGCUUUCCUAAUGUGUACAAAAGUAAAUUUGUCAAUUUAGCUCUGGUUUCACUGUGGGUUAUGAAGUCAUGCUUACUUUAUUUUUCAUUUGUACAUAUUUUUUAUUCCUAUGUAUUUUGAAUAAAAGAUUGCUGAAAUGCACUUUUGUAAGACAA